UCAUACACUCGCAUCCCUAUACGACCCGCUAGGGAGAUACAUCGAGUGCAGCAUGAAGGCCAGGGUUCUUUGGAGGGCGGUCGUGGAAGCUGUGAAAGACGACAACAUAUCGCCAUCAUUAACGUGGGAGAAUCCGGUACCCAAGGCGUUGAUACUUGA
Messenger RNA from Perkinsus marinus ATCC 50983, 159 nucleotides. RefSeq lists its product as hypothetical. NCBI's taxonomy places the organism in Eukaryota, Perkinsozoa, Perkinsida, Perkinsidae. The transcript has a single exon. The annotation marks the transcript as partial. The record is from RefSeq and is a predicted model, not a curated record.